Glycine soja is the source of this 1690-nucleotide messenger RNA. Its product is annotated as pentatricopeptide repeat-containing protein At1g02370, mitochondrial-like. Gene Ontology annotation, cellular component: mitochondrion. The coding region runs from base 124 to 1554 and encodes 476 amino acids. Gene Ontology annotation, molecular function: protein binding. The transcript has 2 exons. Lineage: Eukaryota; Viridiplantae; Streptophyta; Magnoliopsida; Fabales; Fabaceae. The record is from RefSeq and is a predicted model, not a curated record.
GUUAAUUCAGGUGAAACUCAAAACGACGCCACGUUGUGCGUUUUGGUAAACCCUAACAAAACCCCUCCAAGAAGAGACAAAGAGCACCCGUGCCGGCUGUGUCACAAUCUCAUAUCAACAGAGAUGAAUUACUCCCGUCUGACUUCCGGCGGAGGAUGGCUUCUCCGGCGACUGUGCACUGCGGCUGAGACUCCCGCGAAAAAGCCAAACCUAUAUCGAAUGUUAUCGGCGCUGGACAUCACCGGAGGUACCGUGUCGCAAACGUUGGACCAAUAUAUAAUGGAAGGCGAAGUCAUCAAAAAACAAGAACUCGAACGAUGCGUGGAGCAGCUCCGAAAGUAUCGCCGAUUCCAGCGCGCACUCGAGAUAAUAGAAUGGAUGCAGAUGAGGAAAGUUAAUUUUUCCUGGAAUAACUAUGCAGUGCAGUUAGAUCUUGUGUCCAAAACCAAAGGGGUGGUUGCAGCUGAGAAUUUCUUCAGCGGUCUUCCUCCUGCAGCCAAGAACAUGUAUACCUACGGUGCUCUUCUGAACUGUUACUGUAAGGAACUAAUGAAAGACAAGGCAUUGAGUCAUUUUGACAGAAUGAAUGAACUGGGUUAUGUCACUAAUCUGGCUUUCAACAAUGUCAUGACUCUGUUUAUGAAACUGGGUGAACCCGAGAAAGUGGCUCAGCUGGUGGAGCUUAUGAAGCAGAGGCGCAUUCCCAUGUCUGCAUUCACAUAUUAUAUCUGGAUGAACAGCUGCGCCUCUUUGAACGAUCUUGAUGGGGUGGAGAGAAUCUACGAGGAGAUGAAAACUGAAGAUGAAGACCAAAUUGGUUGGCAGACUUACAGCAACCUUGCUUCUAUUUAUGUUAAGUUUAAGGACUUUGAGAAAGCUGAGAUGAUGCUUAAGAUGCUGGAAAAACAAGUGAAGCCGAAACAGCGUGAUGCUUACCAUUGCUUGCUUGGCCUUUAUGCAGGGACCGGUAAUCUUGGGGAGGUUCAUAGAGUGUGGAAUUCCCUCAAGUCUGUCUCCCCUGUCACCAACUUCAGCUAUCUUGUUAUGCUUAGUACCCUCCGAAGGCUUAAUGAUAUAGAGGGGUUAACAAAAUGCUUUAAGGAGUGGGAGGCUAGUUGUGUUAGCUAUGAUGUGAGGUUGGUUAGUGUCUGUGUUAGUGCUCACUUGAAUCAGAACAAGCUGGAAGAAGCUGAAUCGGUAUUUGAGGAGGCUAGCAGGAGGAGCAAAGGGCCUUUCUUUAGGGUUCGGGAAGAGUUCAUGAAGUUUUUCUUGAAGAAGCAUCAGUUGGAUGCUGCUGUGAGGUACUUGGAGGCAGCGCUUUCAGAAGUCAAGGGUGGUAAAUGGCGUCCUUCACCACAAGUUCUUGGGGCUUUUCUGAAGUACUAUGAAGAAGAGACGGAUGUGGAUGGUGUUGAUGAGUUGUCCAAGAUUCUCAAGGCUAACAAUUUCGAUGAUUCCUGGAUUAAAAAUCACAUUACUGCGUCCGAAUUGUCUCCUGAAAUUGAUCCAGGAUUCAAGGAAGAUUCUCGAGUCUACCAUGCACAGGAGAACUAGAUAUCAUGGAAAAACAAUUAUGUGCAGCAUGUAGGUGCAAUCUGUUAACUUGGUUUCCCUAAGAUAAGAAACAGAUUCUGCAUAAUCGUUUACAAUUUAAUACUUCACGAAGGAAAUGGUUUUAUUUUUAUUUUCA